This is a messenger RNA of Sturnus vulgaris (Common starling), 1916 nucleotides long. RefSeq names its product RNA guanine-7 methyltransferase activating subunit (gene RAMAC). The record is from RefSeq and is a predicted model, not a curated record. Gene Ontology annotation, molecular function: RNA binding. Gene Ontology annotation, biological process: RNA 5'-cap (guanine-N7)-methylation. NCBI's taxonomy places the organism in Eukaryota, Metazoa, Chordata, Aves, Passeriformes, Sturnidae. Gene Ontology annotation, cellular component: mRNA capping enzyme complex.
UCCUGCCAGCAAGUCUUUGAGAAACAGCAGAAGAGCUUAUUCUGGAAGUCCAGAGCCAGAUACUGUAAAUGCUGUAAAUUACAUGGGGCUUGUUAAAACAGUAGGCUUAGAUCCUUUCUGAUUUGCUAUUACGACCAGAUUUUGCUGAUGGACAGUACUAGAUAACACCAACAUCUGAAUGGCAAAUGCAUAUAUACAAAAAUAAGGAAACUAAAGCCUUAAACACAAAUCCCUUCACACAGGCAUAUUAUAAGCUAAUUUAGCAUCCUCUUAGGUGCUGACCUUUCCCUGAAUCAAGUUAUUAACACAUAAAUUAUUGUGAAUAAAUGUGAUUAUUUUUCCUGUCUUGCUGGUUAUGUGUAUUUGUAGGCUUUUGCAUGAUGUUCUACCCUAGCAAACUUUUGAAGUUGAUUGUGGGAAUUUUUUUCCUAUCAAGUCAGUAUCAGUAGAUGGGGAGCAAGUUCUGAAGAACUUUUUUCUGUGAGGCGUCUGUGCUAUCUUCCCAAAACUCAACAGCUUUGUUAAUGAGUGUAACUUUUCCUAGCUAUUACGAUGAGAGUCUUCAUGCAUUGCUAAAGCCACUUCUGUUGUGUUCAUGUUUAAAGUUUUCAGAAUGACUUCCGUGGCUGACAUACCCCCGAAUUAUGAAACGAUGUUUGCUCAUCGAUUCACAUCGGAUGAUGAAGAAUACCAAGAAUAUCUAAAACGCCCUGCAGAUCCCCCUCCUAUAGUUGAAGAAUGGAGAAACAGAUCAGGUGGCAACCAGAGAAACAGAGAUCGGUUUCAAGAUGGGAGAUAUUUUAGAGGGGACAGAUACAACUGGCAAGGUGACUACAGAUCUAAUCAGAGGCCAGAUAGAGGCUGGGGUAACAACUACCAGCAGCACAGACAAGGACAAUCCUACUCAUCCCACUACGGACAAUAUGGCUACAACUCCUACAACCCGGGGCCUCGUUACCAUCCUUACUGAUAUCCUUGUGGUUGAAAGUCCAGUGAUGCUAUGUAACAAAUUCACUUAGCUUUUAGUUUUCUUAUUUUUCCACCAUUUAUAGAUAACUGAAGAACCAGUGUUACAGUCCAGUGCUGUUUUUCUGUAAUGUGAAAUGAAAAAGGGAACUCCUUUUAUGAAUAAUAAAACCAUAUUAUAUGGAGUUUGUUUAGAGUCUGUAGAUUUUAGAUUAAAUUUGUAUCUCCUUCUUUUGUCUGAAUAUGUGUUGUGCACGUUUUUUCUUCCAUCACUGAUAUUUCUCUGUGUUACAUUUUAGAAAGCAAAACAGGUGAGGGCAGGAUAGGAUAGCUGUGGUUUGUAUGCAGCCUGUAGCAGUGGCACAUUGCCUUAAGAUAGCUCUUUUUGAAAAUAACAUACUGUGUCUUUCUGUGGAGAGAAUUUCUUAGUUCUGUUUUUGACAGUGAAAAGCUCAAUUUGGUUUGAAUUUCAGAUGCCUUAAAACUGAGAAGAGAGAUCCUAUUACUGAAAUAUUUUAUGGGGUGGCAUAGUGUCUGUUAACUCAAUGGCUUCAAUGCAUUUGCAGUAUUCCUCUUAAAACAUGGCCUAAAGGUUGGAUAAAAAAUAAGUCGUUAAAUAUGUAUCUUAUUGUAACAGUUCGGUGAUAUAUAAGUUUUACCUGAGAAAUAAUAUCAAACUUAGAUUAAUCUGUGUCAUCUUCAAAUAAAUUUGGUGUGUACGUAAUAAAUUUUGGAAUUCCCAUUUCAGUAAAACUGUAAAACUUCGAUGCUAUUGUAGUUUGUAUGAAAUACUUGGUGCAUGUUAUAGAAAAAAAAAUGUGAUCAGUACUGGUCUCUAUUCUGUACGGGAAAAUAGCAUAAACAGUGCAGAGUGUUACUCAGUUCUUAGAAUUCAGGAUUUAUGGGGUUUUUUAAGUAUUCACACAAUAAAAGUACAGUUCACAUGUAAA